Paramuricea clavata is the source of this 1344-nucleotide messenger RNA. NCBI's taxonomy places the organism in Eukaryota, Metazoa, Cnidaria, Anthozoa, Malacalcyonacea, Plexauridae. The record is from the annotation of a GenBank genome assembly.
AUGGGGGCUGGAAGUUCCACAAAUGAAAUACCGUAUUCGGUACAGGUAUAUAUUUUAAUUUCUAUACAUUUCGAUGUUACCCUGGUUCCAGAGGUUUAUUUCUCCCCUUCGCAAUUUUAAAAUAAUAAAAAUAAACCUCUGGAACUAGGGUAUUUCGAUGUCUAUUUAUUGACCAAUGUCUGGGGCCAGCCGCCAGAGUAUGAGAAGUUUUAUCGUGGACAAUUUUAUAUUUAGACUACAGACUGAUCAGUCUGAAUAUCGAGACACAUCUGUCUCGCAAAUCAUCUGUCUGAGGCAGUGAGAGGGGGUUUAUAUGGAAGCGGGCCAGCACUGAACAACCCACCUAUCCGAGCCAGCUUGGUUUACUAAGAUAAAUCUCACUUUUACUUAAUAUACAAGACUUUAAUUAUAGGCUGGUAGGCUGGCGUACCGAAGCCUGGUAACUGGGUUUAUAUCGAAAUACCCAAUCUGGUUAUGCCAAGAUCCAGGGCCAACUUCACUUUCUAAUUCUAGAUGAUUAACUAAUUUAUAUAAUAUAUAUAAUAACGACAACUUUAUUCAAGCUAGACUUCCCCUCAAUGGCUCUCUCCUCCGCAGAGGUUUCAAUGAGCUUUACAUGGCGUUUACCGUAUCGAACCGCUGUGUGGAAGACGCGCAGGCGGAGACGCCGCUUUCUUCGAUAACACCGAAACCUCUGCGGAGGAGAGAGCCCCGAUGGAGGAAAUUGGAAGUUAAUCCACCCCCUAUCCCAUUCUGAUGUCCUAGUACAUUUCCCUAUUGUCAGAAGUAUGCCCCCCCAUCCAGAUGGCAGAAAGUUCCUCUGUGGGGGAACUAUAGAUCUUUCCUGGAACAAUUAUCCCAAUAAUGCCAGUAAUAAUGAAUUUAUUCAAGGAAACAGUUCCUGCCAUAACCAAACGUACCAUUGGUAAACUGAUUGUGAAAUAUUGUGGCAACGAAGGACGGGCAGAUGACCCGGACUUGUAUGUAACACUGAGACAAAUGCUACAAGCGACUAUCACAAAACUUGACACAGAGUCACCAGAAACAUGGAAAAAUGCAGAGAUAGUUAUUUACGAUCAGCGUGGUAAUGACUUUUGUAUCCGAUCUGGUGAUGCUGAAAAUAAAUUUGUGGUUCAAUUGGACGAAAAGGAUGAGAUUAAUAUAAUGUGUACAGACAGGAAAAAACAGGGUAUGUUUAGUUGGGUGAAGUCAGUCACAUUUGAUAAAAUUCCCAGUAUUUUUGGCAAGCCAGCUGCGAUUGAACAUGGCGAUGCUUCGACCAGUCCAACUUUGAACGAAGAUGCUGAGAAUAAACAAACUGACGAUUUGUCCAAUGUAGAUUAG